Chanos chanos (milkfish) is the source of this 1684-nucleotide messenger RNA. RefSeq names its product serum paraoxonase/arylesterase 2. The coding region runs from base 62 to 1132 and encodes 356 amino acids. NCBI's taxonomy places the organism in Eukaryota, Metazoa, Chordata, Actinopteri, Gonorynchiformes, Chanidae. The record is from RefSeq and is a predicted model, not a curated record. Gene Ontology annotation, molecular function: arylesterase activity. The transcript is spliced from 9 exons.
UUAAACGUCACUUUCCAGAUUAGUCAUUACUUCAGUAACAAUUUGUCCAGUGUCUACUGACAUGGGGAAAUUGCUGGUCCUAUCACUAUUCAUUCUUGUCCUUGCAGUCUUUAUUGGAGAGCGAUACGUAAAAUUAAAGCACUUAAGUCUUGCCACUAGAGAAGUUAAUCGGAAAGAUCUUCCCAACUGCCGGCCACUUCAGGGCAUAGACUAUGGAGCGGAGGAUAUCACUGUACUUAAGGAUGGACUGGCCUUCUUAAGCACUGGCUUGAAGUAUCCAGGUUUGCCAUCCUAUUCCGAUGAUCCAGGAAAGAUCUAUACUGUGGAUCUACUGGAGCCUGGUUUGAAUCCUGUGGAGCUACGCAUUGAUGGAGAGUUUGACCGUUCUUCUUUCAAUCCACAUGGGAUCAGCGUGUACACAGACAAAAAGGAUGGCUCCAUUUACUUAUUUGUUGUAAAUCAUCCCGAAUACAAAAGUCAGAUCGAGAUUUUUAAGUUUCAUGAGCAGGAAAAUGCCAUUGUUCAUAAGAAAACCAUUAAACAUGAUCUCCUCCACAGUGUAAAUGAUAUAGUGGCAGUAGGCACUGAGAGUUUCUACGCCACAAAUGACCACUACUUCUCCAAUGAUAUGCUGAAACUUGCGGAAACCCUGCUCACCCUGCCCUGGUGUAAUGUAGUUUACUACAGCCCAGAGGAAGUGAAGGUAGUGGCUCAAGGCUUCUAUUCAGCCAAUGGCAUCAACAUCUCGCCUGAUAAAAGGCACAUAUAUGUAUCUGAUAUUUUGUAUCAUAAGAUUGUUGUCAUGGAGAUAGGAGAAAGUUCUACACUGACACAUGUUAAGGAAGUUGGAGUGGGAUCUCUGUGUGACAACAUUGAAGUUGACUAUGAAACAGGGGACCUGUGGCUGGGCUGUCACCCAAAUGCGGCCAAGUUCAUGGCAGGUGAUCCCAAAGAUCCCCCAGGAUCUGAGGUUAUUCGCAUUCAAAAUAUCCACUCGGAGAAGCCAGCUGUAACCCAGGUGUAUGCUGAUGACGGCAGAGUGAUCAUUGGAUCCUCCGUGGCAGCUCCCUAUGGAGGAAAGCUUCUCAUUGGAAGUGUCUAUCACAAAGCCUUAUGCUGUGACCUGAAGUAGCUCAUCUCAGCCAUAACUGAUCCAAAUCUGAGCUGAUGUCAUAUUUGAGCAAUAUUCAUAUCGUGUCCUCUUAAUGUCGUUUCUCAGUGACCCUCGUAAAGCAGUGAGCUGGAACUGUUAAAAAAAAUAGACAACUGUAUAAUAAACAAAUUUUGUAAAUCAAAAUAUUCUACCUACAAAGGACAAAACUCUGGUGUUAAUUGUGGUAUAAUUAGAGCUGUUAACAUAGUCAGAGUUUAUAGGAAAUUUAUCUUAAUGCAGACCAUUUUCAGCUGUCAUUGCAAAAAAAAAAAAAGAAAAACUUCCUCUGGAGUUAUGGAGUGGUUCCCUAAGUUUUAAUCCCCUGACUGUGAUACAGAUUAUUACUGGUUAUCAUCAGAUUGUUAAACAGAUUAUUGUUGGUUAUCAUCAGAAGACUACUAUUAUACUGAACAGCACUAGAGUCUCACCAGACUAGUACCUCUUUCUGAAAAGAAUGAAAGUAUGAAUGAAUAAAAGAAUAAAAAAGUUGCUGUAUUACUACUACAGCUAAUACUAUGAUGACCACCUUGA